This is a messenger RNA of Bursaphelenchus okinawaensis, 3531 nucleotides long. The record is from the annotation of a GenBank genome assembly. NCBI's taxonomy places the organism in Eukaryota, Metazoa, Nematoda, Chromadorea, Rhabditida, Aphelenchoididae.
AUGCUCCUCACAUGGACUUUACUUUUAUCACUGAUAGUAAGGUCAUCGACAGAGUCUACAGAAAGUAAGUUCAAAACGAUUAAACUAAUGUUUAAAACCUAACUAAACCAUAAUAAUUCAAAAAGUUACAGUCAAUUGUAAUUGAUUCUAAUAGUCGCUCGAAAUAAGUACCAAUGAGAGGUAAUCAAGCUUAGGUUUGGUGUUAUUUAUUUUAUGUAAAGAAGCUGAGAUUUUGAUGUUACAGUAGACUACUUGGUCUCUGACGAAGCACCCUUUGAGUUUCCUGCCCAUUACCGAUUGGAACGACAGCUUAUGAAACAUUACAAUAAUCGAAUAUUACCUAAGAAAACGUCAGUGGACACAGUGGAAGUGCUGUUCCAGAUUGCUUUGUACCAAAUUGUCGAAGUUGUAAGUAACUAUUAGUACAGCUUAAAAAGAUGCACAAUAUUUAAAGUUUUUUCGUUUCAGUUUAAAUUUAGGGUAAUAUUUUAUAAUGUUUCGCUCACGAAAACUAAUUUUUUACAUAUUACUCAUAUUAAUUUAGAAUGAACCUCAGCAGUUUAUCAUUCUAAACUCGUGGAUUAUUGAGGUAAGUUCUACGGCUGUACAAGAGUGUUGUUGAACGAAUAUAGCGGGUUGUAUAAAAAGUAAUGAGCUACUGAACUUCAUAUCAGAAAAAAUUUUCUGCGCAACGAAAACCACUAUAUAUUAAUCAAAAUGAUUAUUAUCAGCACUUAUAAAUAUGAGUCUUGUUACCUAAAACUUCUAAAAAAGCCAAAAAAAAACAAUGUUAAGCUGGGCGCAGCUGAGAAAGCGAUUUUGUAAGUAAAAAACUUAUUUUGAGGAAAACGAUAGCUUUUCCGUAUAUGGCCAAUGAACUAUGUACUAUGAAAUGUAAAAAACUUAAAUUAUUGAACAAUUUCAGAGCUGGGAAGAUGACUUCUUAUAUUGGGAUCCGUCUAGGUACGAGAACUUGACUAAUAUCGUUUUACCGGUCGAUUCUUUGUGGAUUCCGGAUACGACCCUCUAUAACUCGUAGGUUUACCUCCUCGCUUUGUAGUUUCACUUUAAAUUACGCUAUUUUAAAUUUAACUUCUUGUUAUAACGAAUUUAGAUCUAUAUUUUAAAAUGUUAUUUCAGACUGACAAUGUCAGAUGGAUCGAGUCGCAAGAUCACGAACAUAAAAGUGAGUACGAUGCCGGAGAAACGAACAGCACAUAUCGAGUUCCUCUAUCCUGCUCUGUACAAGUUUAGUUGUACUUUGGAUCUCAAAUUAUUUCCAUUUGAUGCUCAGGUAUGUUACACAUGAUAUUAAAUAGUGCUUUUCUCACGAUUUAAAAAAUGAAUAGUGUUAUAGACCUGCAUAAUGACCUUCGGAAGCUGGACUCACGACAAUCAAGGCAUCGACUACUACCCCAACAACAGUACUGAUGGUGCCAUAGCUGUGGAUAAUUGUAUUGAAAACGAGGGAUGGAACAUCAUCCAGACUGAGGUGCGCAGAAUUGUCAAGAAGUACAAGUGUUGUGCCAAUAAUUAUACACUGCUUGAGUUUGAAAUCAUAAUCCAGAGGAAGCCCUUGUACUACAUCACCAAUCUCAUGAUUCCUACGGCUAUUAUCACUUUCAUCGCCAUUAUCGGGUUCUUCAGUUCGGCUACGGUGAAUCAGAUUCGGGAGGAGAAGAUCACUUUGGGCAUUACUACGGUAAGAAAGGUUAUGUUUUAUUGCAUGAUUAGGUAUGGCAAGGUAAUAUAUUUUAUUAUUUAUAUCAUUUUACUACGUUUGCACCAUUUAUGAACACUACUGUAACUUUCAGCUACUGUCCAUGUCAAUUUUAAUCUUUAUGGUAUCAGAUCAAAUGCCUUCUACAUCAUCGUUUGUACCUUUAAUAGGUAUGGUUCUCUGGUCAUACUGUACAAAAACCAUUUUCAGAGUAAAAAUCCUAUUAAUAUCUAUAUAUUGUACUUCUAGGCUGGUUCUACACCUCCAUGAUGUUCCUGAUAUCGCUGGGCACUUGGGCGUCGGCUGCCGUCAUCUCGAUUCAGAAGAAGGGAACGUUGGGGAAACGUCCUGACCCGCGCACAAUGAAAUGGGCACGCAAAUUAGGAACAUUACUCCUAAUCGAAGUGCCAUUCCUAAUGCGACAAGCCUACGCCAUGAAGGAGAAGGUAAACAAAUUGGGCUGUAAAAGUUUACAAUUACAAUUCUGAGUUGUAAAUGGACAAAUUAUGACGUACAUGUGUUACUGUGGAGGUGUAGUAUCAGGUUGUUCAAUUAAUUCUGUGCCCCCUAUUAAAACAACUUUUUGAAAAAAUUUUAAUAUAGUAGGCGUCACAGAUUUGUUUUUCUUUGUAAAAUACGAAUUGGUCUUUAGGAAAUCUAGAAUUUAGUUUUAAGUACGCAACCUGGACAAAGGCUAAACAUACUAAACAUAAAAUAGGUAACUACGUAUUUUACAAAUUAGAAUAUAAAGUAAAGAAGCUACUACAAUAUCUUCAUAAGUAAACGUAUCUCUUUAGCACGACAAAUACAAGAUAAGAGGCAACAUCUGGCUCCGAUCAUGGCAAAAGUUUUCCAAUACGAUCGGUAACAACCCAACAUCAGCAGCUACAAGCACCACUUUAAUACCACCACUGACUGAAAGUGCUUCAGCUAUGUCAGGGUUGAGUCGAGUAGCCGUCUACAAGAAGUUGAAUUCACAGAAUCAAGUCAGUGUGGAUUCUAUGAUUAUACCAAGUGAGUCUGUUAUUUCCGAUAUUGUUAUAGGCUUCAGGUGCCUUAAAAAUCACUCCUUCAAUAUUUUUUUUUAAAUCUAAGCAAAGUUAGCAUACUAUAACAUAUAUUGUAGUAUGUUAGCGUUAAAAAAUUACACUUUUAAGAAGAUUAGCGUUCUUAGCCAAAAUGUAAUUAAAUUACACUAAUUUGAUAGUAAAAUGUUAAAAAUUGAAUUCCAGAAGAUACGGAAGACGAGUUUAAUUCUGAUUAUGCAAAUCCAUCAGGAACGGAAUGCACUUUAAAUGGCUCCAGCCAAUGCCUGACCCCAGGCAUUAAACCAAAACGGAAAAGUCGAAUUGAAAAGAUGGCAUCCAAAGACGAAGAGGGUAAGUAUGAUAGCACUGGCUGCAAUCACAAUUAUAGUACACACACGUUAUUGUUCUUAGUAAAACAUUCUUCAGCAGUAUCAAAUAGGUACAAAGUUUAAGAAUAUGUAAAAAUAGAGGCAAAAAUCUCUAGGGCAGACCAUAUAUGGCUAAUAUUGUCCAUAAAGGCUUAGUUUCAACAACUUUUUGUUAACUUUAGAAUCAAUAUAAAGUUACAAUAACAAUAUAACAAAAUCGUACUUUACAGCCUAUCUAAACCAACCGAAUCGUCGUACAUUGGCCGAGAUCGAGUACGAUUGGCUGGCCGAAGUGUUAGAAAGAGUAUUCCUGAUCGUGUUCAUGAUACUAUUCUUCAUGUGUGCUGUUGGCAUUAACAUAUUCGGCUUCUACCAUUGGCUUCUGACCAGACAUGUUGAUAAGGUUAACGAAUAA